Messenger RNA from Amborella trichopoda, 4767 nucleotides. RefSeq names its product U-box domain-containing protein 43. The record is from RefSeq and is a predicted model, not a curated record. Gene Ontology annotation, biological process: cell surface receptor signaling pathway; protein ubiquitination. Gene Ontology annotation, molecular function: protein binding; ubiquitin-protein transferase activity. NCBI's taxonomy places the organism in Eukaryota, Viridiplantae, Streptophyta, Magnoliopsida, Amborellales, Amborellaceae.
GUGUGUAUAUUGAUUGGAUUAUUGUUUUCUUCUUUCUCUCGGUUCGUUUUGGACUGGGGUGGCGAAUUUUGGUCAUCGUGAUGAAAAAUGAAGAGUUUUUUAUUUAAUUUUCAAUUUGAAUUUCAAUUUUCAAGUUGAAUUUCAUUUCUCAGUUGAAUUUCUCCAGAGCCUCUUGAGAUGAGCAAACCCUAGCUUGCUGAAACUGAAUUCUCCAUUGCUGGGUUGUUUGUGCAGUAUAUAUGGAGUUCGAAGACCACAGAUUCUUCGGAAAUGAAUGAGUUAGGAUUUCCUUCUCUAACUUGCUGUUAAGGCUUUUUUUUCGUUCUUUCUGGUAUUUACCUUGGAAUUACUGUAAUCUUUGGCGGGGGAGUGAAGUGGAAGCUGCAUAACAAGAUCAUUUGUUUCAGGGGAUGGUCUUACAAGUUUGGAGAGAGGAAUGAUCGAGAAAAUGUAUGUUGUUACAUGCUUUUCUUGUGAAUGGACUGAUUUCCAGUAUAGAGAAUUUCACCCGUAAUAUUAGUUUCACUUUUCAAACAUAGGGCAGUAAUUGGAUCCUGUCAUGUCUCGGUCUGAAUUCCGUGUAAGUUUCGGUCCAAGAACUGAGAUAUCCAGCUAUCUUUGACGAAUUUGGCAGGAUGAGUGACUGCCUUGUUUUAGUCUGAUGUUGCCAUGGACUCAUUCAAGGAAGAGAGUAUGUGGUGUAUUUAUUGAAAAUUUUUCUUUGGUAGAAUUCCAUUCCAGAAAUUUUAGGUGUUUCACUCCUGUGUACCUGCAAUACAGGUCAAGAAAGAGUGAUUGUUCACCUUUUAUUAGAAGAUUUUGGAUAAAUUGGAUCUUGUUUUGCAUGAUUUAGUGGUUUCAUUAUUUACAUUGCCUUAUUUGAGCUCUCAAAGGAAAGAAACCCUUGCAAACUUAUCGUCUGACUUAAUUCUCAUCUAAAGAGGCUCAAAUUUAGAGAAAUCGUGAACAGAAAAGAUCACUGCUUAAAAUGAAUGACCAGAUUUGCUGUAAAUCUUCAAGGUCUUGCAUUAUGGAGUGUGUUAAUCUGCAAUGUGGCUACAGUCAUUGGAAAUCUCUCUAGAAAGAAAAAAGUGUCAUCUUGGCCAUAGUUCCUUGAUAUAGCCCUAGAAAUUGGUACUCGAUCUGUUUCCACGAGUUGCUCUUAAGAUGUCGGGGAAUGCAAUUUUAGAAGCAUCUCUUGUUCCUGCAUCCGAGGCCCUGUCUAAGGUAGUAGAUGAGAUAGUAGGGACAUUGCGAAGUGCCAAUGAUGUGGUCAUAGAGCAGAAGAGCUUUUCUGAGCUCUCAAGUUACCUGGAAAAGGUUGUUCCAGUCUUAAAAGAACUGAUGCAUAAAAACCUUUCACAAUCCGAGAGUGUGAGCAAUGCAAUAGAGAUUCUCUGUAGAGAGGUCAAGAUUGCUAAUCAUCUCAUCUCAGAAUGCUCUAAGAGAAAUAGGUUUUAUCUCUUAAUCAAUUGUAAGAAAAUAGUUAAGCAAAUCCAAGACACAACUAGAGAGAUUGGUCGAGCCCUUAGCCUCAUUCCCUUGGCUUUGCUGGAGAUCUCCUCAAGAACCCAUGAUGAGAUUGGGGAGCUAUGUGACAAAAUGUUGACUGCUGAGUUUAAGGCAACUGUUAAAGAGGAAAAAGUUCUGGAGAGUAUUGACGCAGGAAUAAGGGAACGUAGUGCCAAUAGAUCAUAUGCAAAUGACUUGCUUAUUCAGAUUGCUGAGGCAGUUGGUGUUCCAAGUGAUAGGUCAGCCAUUAAGAAGGAAUUCGAUGAAUUUAAGAGUGAAAUGACUGAUGCCCAAUUGAGAAAAAACAGGGCAGAAGCCAUUCAAAUGGAGCAAAUCAUUGCUUUGCUCGAGUGGGCCGAUGUUGCCUCUUCUCCAAAGGAGAGGGCCAGUAAAUAUCAUAACAAGAGAAAGUCUUUGGGAAAUCAGCUCUUAGAACCCCUUCAACCAUUUUAUUGCCCAAUAACCCAAGAUGUUAUGGUGGACCCUGUUGAGAUUUCAUCAGGUCAAACUUUCGAGAGAAGCGCCAUAGAGAAGUGGUUUGCUACUGAGAAUAAGAUUUGCCCUGUUACCAAGACCCCAGUUACUGGUGAGCUCAGACCAAAUAUUACCUUAAGGAAAUCUAUCGAGGAAUGGAAGGAUCGGAACACCAUGAUCACAAUUGCCUCUAUGAAACCCAAGCUUGGUUCUCAUGACGAGCAAGAAGUAUUGGAUACUCUAUUGGAGCUGCAUUCUCUUUGUGAAGAGAGAGAUGUGCAUCGGGAAUGGAUUGUGAUGGAGGAUUACAUACCUCUCCUUCUAAGGUUUCUUGGCAGGAACAGGUCUGGUAACAAUAAGAAGUUAAUCAGGAAGCAGGCUUUGACCAUACUCUGCUGCUUGGCAAAGGACAGCUAUGACACCAGGGAGAGAAUAGCAGAGGUGGAUCAUGCCAUUGAGGAUAUAGUUCGUUCACUUUCUAGGAAUGUUGGGGAACGCAUUUUAGCUGUUUCUUUGCUUUUGGAACUAUCGGAGAAUGAUGCAGUUCAUAACCGGAUUGCAAGUGUAAAGGGAUGCAUAUUCCUCUUGGUCAACAUGUUAAAUGAUGAGAGCUCUCAAGCUGCAGAAGAUGCGUGUAAGCUUUUGGACAAUCUUUCUUCGGUUGAUGAGAAUGUAGUACAGAUGGCAAAGACAAACUAUUUCAAACCCUUAUUGCGGUGCCUACAUUCUGGAUCUGAAGCUGUGAAAACGAAAAUGGCCACAGCUUUGGCUGAAAUGGAGUUAGUGGAUCACAAGAAAUCUUCUCUCUUUGAUGAAGGUGCCCUCACAUCACUCCUUGGAAUGGUCUCCAAUGUAGAUAUGCAUUGUAAGGAAGCAUCCAUAAGAGCUCUUCAAAACCUCUCUACUGUGCCUAAGAAUGGGAUUCGUAUGAUCAAAGAAGGGUUGGUGCACCCCUUACUAGACCUUCUGCAGCUUCCAAGUGGAUCUUCACAAACCUUAAGGGAACAUUCAGCUGCAACCCUUGCCAAUCUUGCAGUCUCUGCCACAAUGGCUGAACCUGGUGGAGAGAGAGUGGUGUUUUUGGAGUCUGAUAAUGACAUAUUCAGGCUGUUCUCUUUGGUUAACUUGACUGGACCUAGUAUACAGGGAAGCAUACUUGCUGCUUUUCAUGCAAUGUGCAGACCUCCCUCAGCAACUGACAUGAGGAACAAGCUAAUUGAGGCAAGAGCUGUUCAAGUUCUGAUUCAAGUCUUCGACAGUGGGAACCUUGUAAUCAGGUCAAGUGCAGUGAAGCUGCUCUUUAGCCUGUCUCAGAGCAGCACUAAUAGCUCAGAAAUGGAGCAAAUUGCUCAGAGUGACCUCGAAACCCUAUUAAACAUAAUUCAAACAUCGGCAGAUGAAGAGGAGAAAGCUGCAGCCAUGGGGAUCAUCGCCAACCUCCCUGUGCGAAACACAGAGAUCACCCAAUGGCUUGCAGCCUCAUGGGCACUCCCAAUUAUCAUCAGAAUCCUCGAAAAUGCUGCUUAUUCAAAUAACCAGCCUCAAACUCAGUUGGUUGAGAAUUCAGCUGGGGUUCUUUGCCACUUGACUUCACCAAAUGAUGUUGAUUGUCAAAGAAAAGUGGCUGAAGCCAACACAAUCCCAAUUCUAGUGAAGCUUCUACAGCAUGGAAGCAGCUUAACAAAACGCCAAGCUUCAAUUUCACUUGCACAAUUCUCUCAAAGUUCUGGUGGUUUGUGCAGGCCAUUGAUAAGAAGGAGAGGCUUCUUGUGCUUUGCACCUCCUCCAGAAAGAGGUUGUCGUGUCCACCCUGGUAUCUGCUCAGUAGAAGAGUCUUUUUGUUUGGUAGAGGCUGGAGCAGUGGGGCCACUGGUUAGGGUUUUGGAGGACCCGGAUGAAGGUGCACGCGAGGGAGCUUUGCGGGCUUUAGAGACUCUAAUCGAAGGGGAGCGGUUACAAAGUGGCAGUCAAGUUAUUGCGGAGGCAAAUGGAAUAAUGGGCAUGAUAAGAUUAUUGAGCACAGAUUCAGCCAAUGUUCAAGAGAAGGCACUUAGGGUUUUAGAGAGGGUGUUUAUGUUGAAUGAGUAUAGAACAGAGUUUGGCACCUCUGUUCAAAUUCAUCUUGUGGAUAUUACCCAGAGGGGGAAUAGCACUACCAAGUCUUUGGCAGCCAGGACUCUGGCUCACUUGAAUGUGCUUCAUGAUCAGUCCAGUUAUUUCUGAGAUCAAUGGGCAGGGUUCUGAUGUAGCAAAUGUGAACUGGGAUAUGGAAGAGAAGGCAAACCUGAUUUCUGGGAAAAAAGUACCUCGGAAUAUUUUUUUGAGAAUGAAAGCAGCUCACGUGUAAUAUAAGAGCGAAGGGUAUUCUUGGAUUUUUAUAGGAGGGUUUAAAUUCAUUCUUUUUCGUUUUUUCAAUUAACCAAAGCACCUCUAGAAGUACCUUCUAUCACCAGGUGUUAGAGUUCUGUAACUUGACACAUUUUUCAAAUGAUGUAGAGGGGUUGAUGUCUCAUGAACAAAAUGGCAGGUCUUUUGCAAGGAUGCACUGGUUCUUUCAUGCGUGUAUUGUAUUCCACUUUCUGAAGUAAAGUCCAUUUUUUUAAAGCAAAUAAGAGGUUAUUCCAUGGGACUGGUGUAUUCAUAUGUGUGUAUAUUAUUUCUGAUCCUUGUCUUCACAUUAUCUUCUGUAUGUAGAAUGUUCCUUCUUGUAAUUGGGCCAGAAUUUUACCCAUUUUGUACUUGGAUAUCUUCUGUUUAGUGAUGGCAUUCUUUCUGUACUCA